UAAUGACGGAGAUGCCAAUGUUUAUGUUUACUAAGUUGGCCAUGCGAUGGAUUGUUAUGUGUUGUGUUUGAGUGUACGAGCUGUUUCACAGUCAUAGUUAAUAAUGGAUGAUAAAAUAAACUCAGCAUUUAUUUGUGCUAAAUCAUUGUCAGAAUGUAUGUAGCAGUAACUGGACAUUUGUAUGUAUGUCCCGAUGAAGGAUGUUAACGUUGUUAAGUCAAGCUCGAUUCUGGACACUGAAAGAUGAAAUAGUUAUUAAAGACACAGACUUCGGUGCUUUCAGGUAUUUAGAAAAAAAGGACGUGUCUGAUUCGCCCUACAAUGAAGGGAAGCGUUCAUUUGCGGAACAAAGAGGAAUCACAUGCGUGGUCCGAAAUAAAAGACCAAACAAGUUAAGAGAGUCAAUUAAAGAUUUAGAGGAACAUUUGAUUCAGCAUAAAGUGAUCUAUUGUCACUGGAGGGACAACAGCCUCUUGCAACUGAUUUUCAGUUCUGGGCUUAUUGCUAAAAUAUGUAUAAACAUUUUUACUGGUGACAUACUAAAAAUUUCAUUUGACAAGUAUCUUGUUGGAAAACUUCUUUCUGAGUAUAUUGCUGAUGCUAUUUUCACAAAAACGCACUUAAUUUUUUCAUACAAUGAUAACCAGGUAACACUUGUUUACUUUGUGAAACCACUAACAAACUGCAAUGUAUCAGAAAAAAUUAGUCGUUUGGAACCAAAAGUACAAAAUCUGGAGUUGGCUGGACCAUCUGGCCGGCGCUUGGAGAGAAAAUUGUCAUCUAAUGUUAAUGGAGACAUGAUACUUAUUUGGUGGCGGUGCACUCGUGAUGAAGUUUAUCCGUGGAGUCCAGUCGUUAAAGAUCAGGACAGAGCAAAUGUUCAUGUGUAUAUGGUCACUGGGACAAAAUUCGAGCUGCUGUGCUACUAUAGAACAGAAUUUGAUCCAGUCAGUGUAUCUUUCAGCUGUAUACAGCCAAAUGUCAUUCAUUCAGUAGAGCAGAAGGUGUCAAGAAAAGGCGAAGUGACAGUGGAGAGCUGCACGUACGAGAUAAGUAAAUCACGUUUACAGCGAACAGCAGUUACUUCUGUCCCUCUACAGACUCAAGUUUGCUGCCACAGUUUCAGUCCGGAUGAAGAGAAGCUUUUGCUUGGCUGUAUUGAUGGCUCCCUGGUGCUGUUUGAUGAGGGAAGAGGAGUUACACAUACAGUAAAGGCAGCAUUUAUAUCCACAACAGUAUCUUGGCAUCCUGAUGGUAUGUUAGUUGUAGUUGCCAAUGAAAGGUGCCAGCUACAGUGUUUCGACACAGCACUGGGCUGUAUCAGGAAUCAAUUGGUGAGUGAAGAUAUUACACCAUCGAGUUUGUUGGACCUCGGAUCCUACUUUAGGACUCAGCCGACUCUUCUGCACAUGGAAUGGAAUAAGAAGACAGAUGUCAGCCAAUAUGCAGAAAACUUUUGCCAGACGGAUGGGUUCCUUUUACUUCAGUUCGAAAGGGGACCACUAGCUGUUGUUCAGUUGGUUGGGGGUGGUGGCCUUAUCGGAGAUCUUCAUGGAAGUGGUCUCACUGCAGACACUAUGGUUGCAAAGUACCUGAUGUUCAAUCAGGUUGACCGGGCAAUCAAUUUGUUGCUAAGUCUCAACUGGGAUUCGUAUGGUCAGCAGUGUAUUUCUUGUCUCAACCGUAUCAUUAAUUACCUCUUCCGGCAACCACUCACACCAGAAAGAGAAGUGCAGCUUCAGACAGCUUUAGGCAGCUUUCUUUUGCCUCCACGGCCCCUUUGCCACGCUACUGAGGAGGAGUUUGGAAGCACUGUACGUGAUUUGGCAAGACGUUUCUUUCACCACCUGCUGCGCCAUCGGCUACUUGAUAAGGCUUUCAGACUGGCCAUUGACUUGGAUGAUGGUGAUCUGUUUUCUGAUAUAUGGCACUGUGCCAAAGGAAUGGGUGAGACUGUUAUAGCUGAUGCUGCCCGCGAACGUGCACGUCUGAUAUUUAGCCGCUGUAGCAGCCGGUCGAGCUCACACUCAGAUUCAUCUCAGUGUUCUCGUUCCUGUUGUUCUGGAUGCUCUGGUUGUGAUAGCCGUGAUACAACGAGUGACGACUCACCAGAACCACCACCUCAGCCGCCACCUCCUCUGCCAGUACCAAGACAGCAAGGGAGUUCAGUGAGAACACCUGGAGAGAAACCAAAAGUGAAGUUCUCUGACACUGUCACUCACAUUCUUGUGCCUGAUUCAAGACCAUCAUUGACAGAAGAGGAGGAUUUUUGCCUGAAUGUGAAACCAUCUGGCAGUGCUUUACAGUUGCAGAAAGACCACUCCAAGAGACAGCAUGUUUACAUUCCAGACACGCAGCAGGAACUUGCUGACAGUCUGCCACUGUGCCUUGGCAACAAAGACUACUUGAAAGAUUUUUCAACCAGUGCAGAUAUAUCUGAGGAAGAGGACAAUGGAAAUGGCACCAUUAAAGUUGUCCAUUUUGGUGUUGUAUAAAAAAAAAAAAAAAACUCUCAUUUGGAUUUUCAAGCCAACAUUUCAAGUGCCUUACCAGUGUGCAGUUGUAGCCAAGUAGCUUUAUGAUGUGCCUUACUCAUCUGUGUGCCAAAGUAAAUGUUUCAUUUAUUCAGUAUUUUGCACA
Schistocerca americana (American grasshopper) is the source of this 2640-nucleotide messenger RNA. It is a transcript of the gene frtz, whose product is annotated as WD repeat-containing and planar cell polarity effector protein fritz. Gene Ontology annotation, molecular function: protein binding. The record is from RefSeq and is a predicted model, not a curated record. Gene Ontology annotation, biological process: establishment of protein localization; cilium organization; nervous system development. Bases 201 to 2495 code for a protein of 764 amino acids. Lineage: Eukaryota; Metazoa; Arthropoda; Insecta; Orthoptera; Acrididae. The transcript has 14 exons. Gene Ontology annotation, cellular component: axonemal basal plate.